Prunus armeniaca (apricot) is the source of this 582-nucleotide messenger RNA. The record is from the annotation of a GenBank genome assembly. Lineage: Eukaryota; Viridiplantae; Streptophyta; Magnoliopsida; Rosales; Rosaceae.
AUGAAUGAAGUAGAAGCUCUUGAGCUACUUAGUUGGCAUGCUUUUAAAAGUCAUUGUCCUGACGAAGGAUAUCUUGAACUCUCAAGAGAAGUUGUUGGUUACUGUGGUGGUUUGCCACUAGCACUGAAAGUUUUAGGCUCUUCUCUAUACAAAAGAAGCACAAUAGAAUGGAGAAAUGCAUUGGAUAAAUGGAAAACACUUCCUCCUAAGGAAAUUCACGAAAAGCUUAAAUUAAGCUAUGAUGGGCUACCUGAUAAUUACAUGAGGGACGCAUUCCUUGAUAUAUCAUGUUUCUUCAUUGGAAUGGACAUGAACUAUGUCAUGCAAAUAUUGGACCGUCGUUGCUUUUCUCCGGUAAUAGGACUGCGUGUCCUCCUUGAAGAGAGCCUCUUAACUGUUGGUGAAGAUAACAAGUUGAUGAUGCAUGAUUUGGUUCGAGACAUGGGCAGAGAAAUUGUACGUGCACAAUCCUCUAACAUCACUGGAGAACGUAGUAGAUUGUGGCAUCAUGAAGAUGUAAAAGACGUAUUGAGGAACAAAUCUGUAAGUACAUUCGCAAUCCGAUUGUUUAAAUGCAUGUAG